Patella vulgata (common limpet) is the source of this 6216-nucleotide messenger RNA. Its product is annotated as myocyte-specific enhancer factor 2A. Bases 465 to 1790 code for a protein of 441 amino acids. The transcript has 11 exons. Gene Ontology annotation, biological process: cell differentiation; positive regulation of transcription by RNA polymerase II. The record is from RefSeq and is a predicted model, not a curated record. Gene Ontology annotation, molecular function: histone deacetylase binding; RNA polymerase II cis-regulatory region sequence-specific DNA binding; protein dimerization activity. NCBI's taxonomy places the organism in Eukaryota, Metazoa, Mollusca, Gastropoda, Patellidae.
AUGACUACUUGUGUAAGAAGACUAGUCGAGCGUAAUAAUAUUUUUAUAUAUCUUCACUAUAAAUACGGCACUAGUGUUUUCCUUUUCCUAAAAUAGAUUGAGUUGCCGAUUUUCGCCUAAGACGAGCUCACUGAAUAAAGACGCAGUAAAUAAUUCCAGCGCAUCUUUGCUGGGAAAAGACUACCGCCGGAGAGAGAGAACAGUAUCUGGCGUAUCGCCCAGUUCAGUACACAUCACAUGUGACUACUGACAGAUUAUAUCGUGUGUUAUUUUCUUACUGAAACUACCAACAAGAAAUCUGGAAUAUCGGACAGCUGAAUGAAUUCAAAGGUUUAUUGAAUAACUACACAUUGACCUGAAGAAAAUUGUGCUUAACCACAGUUUUCUGUGGUGAAUUUUAAGUCGGCAAAUUGGAGCAUAACGCCAACACUGAGGGUGACCGAGAAGGUGGCAGGAGGAGAACCAUGGGAAGGAAGAAAAUUCAAAUAUCACGGAUCAGUGAUGAAAGGAAUAGACAGGUGACCUUUACAAAGCGUAAGUUUGGAUUGAUGAAGAAGGCAUAUGAAUUAAGUGUUUUAUGUGACUGUGAGAUAGCUCUGAUUAUAUUUAAUGGCAAUAAUAAACUGUUUCAAUAUGCCAGUACAGAUAUGGAUAAAGUUCUACUUAAAUAUACAGAAUAUAAUGAACCCCAUGAGAGUCGCACAAACAAAGACAUUAUAGAGCAUCUGAACAAAAAAGAACACAAGGGAUGUGACAGCCCAGAGCCUAUUGAUACAGACCCCUAUGUACAUGGAAUGCGCACUGAUGAUAAAUAUGACCGCAUCAAUGAUGAAUACCAAAGGGUUAUGCAACACUCACAGUUGAAUCAGAUGCGAGGAGGUAUGCCACAUUUCCAGAAUCCUGGUAUGCCAGGUGGAUUGGGACUACCUAACAGCGGGUACCCACCCCCACAAAUGAACCUUAUGUCCCCACAUCAACAGAAUCAUAUUAUGUCUGGAUCACCUGGACUAUUACAUCCACCAUCGGCGCCACCAAGUGUUAGUCCAAGACCGAACUCAACAGGUGGAAUGGUUGAUAUGAGUCACUCUCCAACACCUAAUGGCUACCACCAUCGAGUAUCACCGUGUAGUUCACCUGGCAUUAUGGCACAUAAAGGUUUAAACAAACCAUCCCCUGCCCCAACUCCUCCCAGCAUGAGACCCAGCCCCAACCCUAAUCAGAAUAUACGUGUCAUGAUUCCCAACAACAACAACCGCAACGAUGUUCUCCAACAAGACGGACACGGUCGAUCUAUGAACUCUUCUCUAGCACCCCCAGUUGUAUCAAUGGCUCCCAGUUCUGUAGGCAUGUCAAACUACCCUCCGUCCGCUCUUCCCUCCUCAUAUCUUCAAAAUAACUUUCCAAUGAGUACUGCUGCUGAUGCUGGUAAUUAUCAUCAUUGGUCUGGUAGUCAGGGUAUGAUGUCUGGUCCAGGUCAUCCUGGUGGACUCUCUCCACACUCAGGAUCAAUUUCACAUGGAAUCAGCUCUGGAAAUGUUUCACCUAUGGCCCUUAACACAAUGAGUGCUAUGAAUAUUAAAAGUGAACCCAUAUCGCCACCAAGAGAAACUACUACUCCCUCUAGUCAUCACAUGUUGCGGCCGCCAUCAAGCGGACCAGGUCAUCUGUCACCUGGACAUAUCUCGCACUCCCAUAGCAACAGCUCGUCACCGGUCAACAUACAUAAUCAUAUCCAAGACUACGAUGGCCCACUGAUGAAACGCUCGCGAAUAAAAGCCUGGACGACUUAAAAGCAAGCACGGCUCCAGUUGAACUCUACUUUUAAUUUAAUCUCCUUACCAUAUAUGGUAAAAUAAGUCGAGGGGCGCAGCCCGGGAUGCCUUGGAGUGAUGUCAGGCAAGAAUUGUAUAUAGAUAUAAAUAGCCUGCGCCAUGUGACUAUAUUGUGCUAUAAGGAAUCACCGAUUCCUCUUUAUACUAAUGUUAAUUGUUUUUGGACCUUUUAUUUAUGGACGGACAAUGUUUGACGCCUUUAUCAUUUGAAAGUGCUGGUGAAUUGUUUGUUAAGGUGUAUUUUUGGCUAUUUGCGGCCGAUAGUUAUUGGAUUAACUCCCUGAUUUUUAGGAGAUGUGAACAGAUGCGAGGAACACAGUGCUAUGAUUAGCAAUUUGUAUUGUUGUUAAUAAAAAUCAAAUUGUGCACAUGAAUAUUUCUCUGGUUAUAUAUAUAGAUAUAUCGGUCACUAUCAUAUUGUUCUGUUGUCAUUAGUUUGGUUAAAUUAGAUGGAAAACAAUAAUUAUUGUUCUUCGUAUUAAUAUUACACUAUAUCACCCCCCCACUACACAGUUGUAUGUUUACAGCACUGACAUGUUAAGUGCUAUUAUUAUUGUUGAAUUAGUUAAGACUGUUUCAAAAGAGUAGCUAGGUUUUCGGUGUAAAUUAUCCACAAUUUUAGAAUAAUUUCAUUUUAGUUUUAGACAAUAAAAUCUCUGUUUUUAAAAGGGAUCUGUUUAUUUGAUAACUUACAGAAUUAAUUUUAGCCAAAUAUGAAGUGCAAUGGAUGGCUUUUGUUGUAUGAUAUAUAAUAUGUAUACCAGAUUUAUAUAUAAUGGUGUUUUUGAGCUAUUUCUUAACUUAUUUAAUUUUAUUCAAUUACUAAUUAUUGCUAAGCUUCUUUAUUUAUUACUUCUGUUGUUCUUUUUAAUUGGUCGGUUUUAUUGAACUUUUAAUUUAAUUUGAGUAUAAUUUUUAAUUACAUAAUUUGUGAAUGCCAUCAUUCUGUGAUUUUCGAUACAACUGCCUCAGAAUCAAGGAGAGUCAGCAAUUCAUGUUAAUUUUUUCUCUCUUUGAUAAUAUACAUCUUUUUUUUUUUUAACAUGAAAUAAUGCUAUAAAAUUACACCAUGAAAUAAUGCUAUAAAAUUACACCAUGUUUUGAUCAUCAGUUUGUAUGAAUAACUAAUCAAGUUUGAAAGACAUAAACAAAAAUGCCUAUAGGCACAUUUAUUUUGUUUUUACCUGAGAUGAUUGUAUAUCUCUUUCAUCUUUUGCCGUCAGUGACCUGGCGUUGUCAUUGAAUAUAAUCUUUGUCAUUGAAUCUAAUCUUUACUCAAAAAAAACCAAAACAUAUAGGAGGUUAGGCUGGCAUGUUUUGGGAGAAUUUAUGAUAAUUUCCUAGAUCUUAUUUAUAGAUUAUUUUCAAAAUCUGUCUUAACAUGGUUGGCAUUUGAAGGGUAAAAAAGGUGAAAACAUCCUGUUAGUGAUAGGACUGCGAGAGCUAACAGUUUUAGGCCCUUUCUCCAUGUGUGUGUUUUCAACGGUUGCAUGGAAACGGUCCCAUUACGUUUGCAUUAGACAGACAUUGUCGUCAACGAAAAAGAAAACAAACUGAACAGUUGUACAAAUCAUGUAAAUUUCUCUGUGGUACUAGAUAUAGACUAAACCUUCCUCAUCUAGGUGAAAUGUGUGCUACAUCGUUAUGGUAUAUUACCACCACACCAGAAUAUUUAAACAUAUACUAUUUAUUUCUUACACAUUUUAUUUUAAGGGCAAAUAAAUGUCUCUGAGAAAAAUGAUUUAUCAUUCAUUUUAUAAAUAAACGAAGAAAAUUAACUUGAAUUGCUAUCAGUUUUUGAUUUGGCAGCAUGAAGUAAUAAAAUUUUAAUUGUGUUGUAGAUAUAAUUUGAACAUAUAUUCAAAUGUGGAUUUACAAUGAAUUAAAUGUUUGAUGACAUCUUAUGUAGAAGUAUGGUGUUAUACUCCCUGUUUUGUAAUUUUUGUACAUAUCUCUCAUGUUUUAUCUAUUGACACAAAAGAAUUAUAUAAAUAUAUAUAUAUUAUGUACAUUGUGUAUUUUUGUAAGCCCAUGUUAAUGAAUUGAAGUUAUUAUAUAAUAUGUAUAGAUUUUACUUAUAUACAAUUGUAUUAAUAUAUGUUGAUAUUGGAGAAAAUACAACUGUAUUUGGUUACAAAAGGGGAAUAACUCAUUGCAGACGACUUUAUUUUUUAAUCUCGUAGACCCGGUUAUCACAGCAAUAGUUAAUAUAAGGCAAGGCGUUAAGUCAAACUAACAAAAAUCAAUUAACCCAAUUACUUAAUUAAUAAUUUCAUUGUUAAUAUUAUACCAAUAAUUUAAUCAUCACGGUAAGUUUUAUAAUGAGCAUCUUCAUUAUUGAUUAAUGAAUAUUACAAUUCUAUAAAAAGUUUGCAACAUUUUAGAAAAAUCUUGUUGUAAAUUAAAUUAAAAAGAAAAAAAUAAUUUAUUAUUGAUUCUGCAAGGUUAAGAAAUCUGCUGUGAUAUUUAAUGGAGAUAAGAAACACAAAAUAUUUUGAAAAUUAUAAUAAGUCAAAAAAGGCCCCAAAUAUACAAAUCAAAUGAAUUUUUAACAGUUUUCAAAUUUUAACAGAAUCUUGCGGAAUGUUUAUCCAUAUAAUUUAUUGUAGUGAAUUGUUGUCUAAUAAAAUAGUUUUAUUUUGUAAUUGGAACUUGUAAUCUUAUUGUUGCAUAUUUCUUUGUAAUAUACUUUUUUUGCGACUGUAGGAAUAUUUGUUGCCAAAGUAAAUUAUUGUGAUGAUAAUUGUAUCACCCAUCACGCAAUCACACUUACAUAUUUCAUAUUCAUUAAUAAGGCUGUAGACAUUUCUUUGCAUGUAGUAUGAGCCUCGACAGACUGGGUAAUCCAGACCUGAUUACCGAUACACAACACUAGAUCACCCAGACGGUAUAGAUAUAUUAUAAUAUAUUUUGUAAUGUGUGACUCUAUGACCACAAUGCUUGUAUUCAUUAUUUUGUAUUCUUAAAAAAUCUAACUUAUAAUUUAUUUGACUGGCAGACGGCUUAUUUGUUUGUUGUUUAGUUUUAUUUGUUUAUGUGUAAAUGAUAUUGGCGAUAAUGCUGUAAUUGGCCUAGGGUGUAGGUGUUAGUAAGUGUAUUAUUACUCACUAUAACCUUUUUAUACCUAUCUAUCUUAGUGAUUGAUAGCCUCACUUUUAUGGCCCUUUUGUCACAAAAGACAAUAAAAACAUUGUCUUUUUUACAGGACUGGACACUGAAUACAAAUAUUGAACAAAUAGAUGGAAAUAAACAAGUAAGAGAACUGUAAUUUAUAUCAUUCAAUGCGUAGGCUAUUUCUUGUGUUAAUAUUAAUAUAUUUACAUUUCUAAAUGGGGGAAAAAAGUUGUUCAUCAUUUCAAUAAAGUUUUCAAAAUUUGAAUGACAUUGAUAUUGGAAUAGGUUUUGUGGAUGUAGUCUGCCAGUUUGAUCAAUUCUUGCCUACCAUUGUCUCACUAAUGUAUUGUUUCUCUGUUACCAUGGAAAUGUAUUGCUAGAUAUUAGUCAGACAUAGAGUAUAUUUGAUACUCAAGACGUGACACUAAAGAUUGUUUUUAAUUAGUACAUAUGUAGGCUGUCAUGUUGACUCAAAGAUGUAUUGUCCACAAACACAAUACCCCAACAUCUUGAUGGUAUAUAAAUCUACAAGACACACACACUAAGAAACACAUCUGUACCUUACAAGUCGUUAUUGGCAAUCAAUAAUUCCCAUGUGUGUUAUUCGGUCAGUAGUAGAGGAACCACGGAGAAAACUCAUCAUGAUAUCCACAUAAAAGAUCUCAUUAUAUUGGACAGUACAUCUUUUAGAUAAUUUCUGCUCGCUUUAAUAAGCUGUAUUAGAAUUAAGCCUAGAGAUUUGAUUAGAAUUUAUGUAUUUUUACAGAAAUUUAAUUACAUAGUGUUAAUUAAGAUCAUGUAUAUUUAUUUUUGAAAUUUUUUUAGGUUGAUCAAUAUAUAGUUUGACGUGAAUUAUUUGGAACGAACUUGUGAUGAUUUUCAUUAAAAAGAGAGAGAUGAAAUAUUUUAUUAUGCCUAGAUCUGUUAUUCAGGGAUAAUACAACCAUGUGAAACUACUAAGCCUUGUAAAAUUAUGUACAUGCAUUAUUUCAAGUUGUAGAAAUUUUUUGUAGACAAAGAAUAUUUGUAAACGUUCAUUGAUGAAGUUUUGUAUUGUUGAGGUCAUUUAAGACAGCCAGCUCCCCCUCUUAUCACUACACUACGGUGCACUCCCUUUCCCCCGUAUUUCCCCUCUCCCUCUCCAAAUAUAAUAUAUUAUGGUAUAAUGGCACCGUCUUGCUUCCUGUGUAUAUAAUGAGCGUUGUAGUGUAUUGCUGUUGACCAAGUAACAGUUCAAUCUGAAUCGUAUUAUUAAAACAUCAAAAAGCCA